Molecule: messenger RNA, 3733 nt
Organism: Phalaenopsis equestris
Lineage: Eukaryota; Viridiplantae; Streptophyta; Magnoliopsida; Asparagales; Orchidaceae
Exons: 10
Coding region: 132-3287 (1051 amino acids)
Molecular function (GO): DNA-binding transcription factor activity
Source: RefSeq, a predicted model, not a curated record
CUGAAAACAAUCCCUAAAUUACUAGAAACAAAAAAUGGAAAUUACUCGCCGAGCGGGAUGCAUCGGUUUCAACUGGAUUAGGGCACAUAAGACUCUCGCCGUUGAGGUGCAGUAGGGUUUGAUUUCAGGAGAUGACUUCUCCUCAGGGAUCCAAGCUGCCGCCAAAUACUCCGUCAUCAAAGGAUUCUCCUACAUCGAACUUUUUUAACAACUUGUCUCCAAUAAACGUGAUUAGCAGCAGGUUAAGCAGCCAAGCUUUUGAUAGCGUUGAUAUUCCAUCCCCUCAACCGGUCUUCGCAACACCACAAAAUCGCUUGAUAGAUUCAAAACUGUGGAGAAGGUCUCAAACGCUGUUCUUUCCUUGUUGUGAGAAGCCCUUCACGGGUGAUGCAGAUCUUGCUGCCACAUCUUCGGAGUAUCCUUGCAUGACCAGGCAAUUUAUUCCAAUUGCAGCUGUUCAAUCAAGUAAUGGUAGUGAGAAGAAGCUUAAUAGUGGUCACCAUCCUCAGGAUGAAGUUUGCAGGAGUCAUUCGAACAGUGUGGAUGAAUUUUUGUCCAUUCCCAGUGAAGAUUGUGAAAAUAACUCUUGCUCGCCUGGUUUUUUCUUGGGAGAAACUGAUGAUUUGGUUCGUGAUAAAGAUGCCAUUCCUUUUAGCAGCAAUGGGGAUCAGAUGGCAUACCCCAAUGAGGAUUCUGCACAAGUUACGGAGAUGGCCUUUGGCAUCAACGGUGAUCAGAUGGCAUACCCCAAUGAGGAUUCAGAACAAGUUCCAGUGAUAAACUCUUCUGCCACUGUAACCAAUUUUGUGGCCGAAUACACCAAGCAAUCAGAACUUGUUAAUGCUGAACUGAGUUCCAACUUAAAUGUUGGUGAUCAAAAUUCAUCAUGUCAACUUGAGAAGGAUUCUGCCAAGCAGAAGCCAAGUAUUCAAAUUGUGCCUGCUGCUUUUGAAGAGAAUGAAAAGAAGGGAGGACUACUUGGCAGGAAGGUUAAAGCUAAGUCAAAUUCCUAUGUAAAUUCAAUUUCUAGUAGAGAUGAUGAUCCUAUCACUUUUGAUAGGAAACUAUCUAAUCAUUCCCAUGUUCCAAACACUAUGAAUUUUAGUAGUAUGUGUCAUGUGGACGAAUGCCCAAGCACUUCCAGUACUUAUGUGCUUGGAAUGCAGGAUGUUGUAAGUACAGAAUAUUUGGGUAAACUGGGCGGUGUUUAUGAGGCAAAAUGUGAAAUUCCAAGAAAUUCUCAGUUCCACACUAAUCAUCCUGGUAUAUCGAGUCAGAUUAGUGAUGCAUCUGGCAAGAACCAGAGAAACUAUGAUCAGGAGGAUAUGACCCAGCAUAGUCGCGGCAUGUAUAAACGUCUUCAGUUUGAGGAUUUUGAAAAGAAGGAACAGAGUAUUGCAUACGCUGGAAACUGUACGAACUUAAAAAGUCCUCGUUUCAUGCCAGUGACAACAAUGAUAUCUUCUAAUAUGGGAAGUUCACAUGGUUCUACUACAAAUACAAUUGCAAUGUCUAGCACAGUUCAGUCGAUUCAGUCCCUACCAGGAAAUAUUUCCUGCAAUUAUUUGGUUAAGACUGAUGGUUCUGAGCAAAGCAAGGGAAGAUUCACUGCAGUGGUUCCUAGAUCGUCUGGUAUUGGCUUGCACUUAAAUACCAUUGGCAUGACUGGGGAGAUGAAUGGCCACAUAGAUAUGAAGAUGCCAAUGGAGGGUUUAGGUGACAAUGGGAAAACAUUUUUGGACAUUGGUUGUGAAGUACUGUCACAGGAAUCGAAGGAUAUGAUGGUCUUAAGAAAUGGAGCUAGAGAAGUUUCAGUCCAAUUACAAUCUGAUUCUGAUGAUUCCUCAUUUAAUUCAAUGGAGGAAUGCAAUAAAGAGAAGCGUAAUAAACCACUAGAUUUUGCUCCAGAUUACCAUUCACCACUUGAUGUAGAACCUUUGGAUAUGUGCAUGCAACCGGAAUUUAGUGUUCACCACAUAACUCCGUGCAGUAGAAAAGGAUUGCCAGGUGUAGAAACCAGCAAAUCAGAGGAUUCAGCACAAACUAGCCUUGGAAAGAAGAGGAAGAAGAAUCCAGAGAUUGAGGGACAAAAACGAUGCAGUUGCAAGAGGUCCAAAUGCCUGAAACUCUAUUGUGAUUGCUUUGCUGCUGGAAUGUUUUGCAAUAAAAGUUGUGCUUGCCAAGGAUGUUCUAAUAAUUCAGAAAAUGAAGAAAUGGUCAGUUCAACAAGGCAACUGAUAGAAGCUCGCAAUCCACUUGCAUUUGCUCCUAAAGUUGUGCAUGCUAAUGGUGAUCUAAAAGAGAGUGCAGAUAAUAAGCAUAUCACACCUCCUUCCGCAAGGCAUAAAAGAGGGUGCAAUUGCAAGAAGUCCAAGUGCUUGAAGAAAUACUGUGAAUGCUAUCAGGCUGGUGUUGGGUGUUCCUUGGGAUGCCGUUGUGAAGGAUGCAAGAAUGUUUAUGGGAUGAAAGAAGCAUAUGGUGAUAUCUCAGAGAUAGUUGUAGAGCAUCAAAAGCCCGAGGAUGUCCUUAACGGGGAGUCAUCUGUUGAGGCAUUGGAAACUGUGGAGGCUAACAACAAAGUAUCUGAUAGUGAGCAAAUCAACACUCGCUUCACCCUUCCAAUACAAUCGGUGCAAGGCACAAAUGAUAGUGUAAAUGGUGUUGCUAGAUUACGGCUUCCAGCCCCAGAGUCUAAUUUUGCUGCAUUGUCAUCUUUAGAGUCGCCAACUUCUGCAAUAAAUCACACAGGGAAAUGUGCACAUGGAGAAAAGAGUGAACAAACUUUAUCUAUUGUCCCAUACAACCAGCAGUUUGAUUCUAGUCCCGGUUUGAGUGUUGAUUCACUGUCACCUGGAUGGAAUGAGUUUACAUCUAUAUGUGAUAUUAGCCCUUUAUCAGAUCCAUCCAACAGCUCUAAAACCAAACAAGCUAAAAUUUAUUAUGCAAAAUUGUUCUCAGAUAGAGACACAUUGUCUGGCGUUUCAUUCCAACAUUGCUUAACUGCCACUUCACAAGGUGGCCUUGGUGAAGGAAAAUUCAUAAUUAAUUCUGCUACUGGUGGACUGCAGUACAAUCCUGUAGAUGAAACUCCUGAAAUCUUAAAGGAUGCCCACUCUCCUACAAAAACAGUAAUAGCCAGCUCACUGAAUCAGAAGCGUGUAUCUCCUCCAAGUAAAAUGUUGCAUGAAGCAGGAUCAAGUUUUUCGCCCGGCCUGAGGAGUGGCCGUAAAUAUGUCCUGCAUUCUAUCCCACAGUUUCCAUCUCUUACUCCAUACAGAAAUAACUGAAAAAAUAAGGGCACUUGAUGUCCCCAGAAGAGAACGAAUAAAGUUCAUAUGUUGCUCAUCGCCAUUGAUCAAAAUAUUGUAGGCAUUUCAUUCAUGGUGCUGAUAUUUGCCUGCUGAAUUAAUGAAAGGUAUCAAACUUCAAAUGUUUUCUGUUUCUAGAAGGCAUCUCAAAGUUAUGUUUGUGAGUUUUAUAGUUACUAGUUCUGCAAAAGCAAGAUUCAUUGCUAAAAGCGAAUGAAAUUUUUAGAUGCAACUCUUACUUCAUUCAGGAUGGUUGCUUGCAUGCCUGCUUUGUUUAUAGUCUCCAAUUUUAAACUAUUUUUUCCCUCCAAAGUGGAGUAGAUGUAAAUAAAAACUCAUAAGGAGCUCAUUUAUUUGUACAUUUUUUUUUUCCCUGCAGCUGAGUUAUUGAUUCUCUGAACCUGUCUCCAUGAAUUUGAAAUUUA